Thamnophis elegans (Western terrestrial garter snake) is the source of this 2743-nucleotide messenger RNA. RefSeq names its product leucine rich repeat containing 49 (gene LRRC49). The transcript is spliced from 17 exons. Lineage: Eukaryota; Metazoa; Chordata; Lepidosauria; Squamata; Natricidae. The coding region runs from base 15 to 2261 and encodes 748 amino acids. The record is from RefSeq and is a predicted model, not a curated record. Gene Ontology annotation, molecular function: protein binding.
CCGGGACGGUUGCCAUGGUGCCCAGCAAAUGCAGGCCCGCCGGGGUGGGGAGGCCGGCCCACAGCGUCUCGGCCAACAAUUACGGAGUUCAGCUAGUUCUCCAAAGUACGUCUUCGGCAGAAAGGAACAGAGCUCUGGAGUUGAGGUUGCACAAAGAACAGCCGUAUCUCCACAAUCGGUUCUUGCAGCACGACCUUGAGAAAAACCAUCCUGGAAAACUAGCAGAUGGAAGAUUAAGUCCUUUGUCACGGAGUAAAAAAGCUUGCCUCCCCAUCGCAGCGAAUUUUGUCGAUGUCCCCAGUCUGGAAAUGAAAUACAGCCAGGGUUCUCUGGCAGUCUGUGGAGACGGCUCUUUUCCAAACCCUUUGAAGUACCGAGUUCAACAGGGCUGCCAUAAUGUCAGUGCGAACGGCCCAGAUAGCAAUACUUAUGGGAUCACAGGAUUUCCUUUGGUCUUCCGCUCGGCAGAAGAGAAAAUCCAGCUUUCGGACCGGAUGACCCUUGAGAGGCAGAAGCUGACCGUUUGCCCCCUCAUCGACGGGGAGGAGCACCUUCGCCUCCUGAGCUUCCAGCACAACUUCAUCACUCGAAUCCAGAACGUUUCCAACUUGCAGCGCCUGAUUUUCUUAGACCUGUACGACAACCAGAUCGAGGAAAUCAGCGGCCUUUCGACCCUGAGGUGCCUCCGGGUCCUUUCGCUGGGGAAUAACAGAAUAAGGAGAAUUUCCAACCUGGAUAAUCUUGUCAACCUUGAUGUCCUGGAUCUUCAUGGCAAUCAGAUUUCUGUCCUGGAAAACCUGAGUCACUUAAAAGAUCUCCGAAUGUUGAACCUCGCCCGAAAUUGCUUGACCCACGCCGAAAACCUCAGUGGGCUGGAUUCGUUGCUGGAACUCAACCUGCGCUACAACAAGAUCAGAUCGGUGAAAGAUGCGGAUACCCUGCCCAGCCUGCAGCGCCUCUUCCUCAGCUUCAACAACAUCUCUGGCGUGGAAGACAUCCUGUGCCUGGCGGACUCGGCGUCCAUUUCAGAACUCACCCUAGAUGGCAACCCCAUAGCGCAGGAGGCAUGGUACAAGCCGACCAUUCUCCACCAUAUGAUGCAGCUCCGGCAGCUGGAUAUGAAAAAAAUCACAGAAGAAGAACGGCGCUUGGCCUCCGUUGCCCUAAGGAAAGAGGAAGAGAAAAGGCGUGAAACUCACAGGCAGACUUUGUUAAAGGAGAAGAAGCGCUUAACCAUCUGCAACAUCGCCCAUCACUGGGAAGUGCAGCAGAGCCGUCUCGCCCGGAAGCUUCCGAACCCAGAGCAUCUCCAAGGCGAGGAGCCCUGUCAGAACAACAGGAACGCGGCUUGCGAGUUUCUUGAGGAGGAAGGCAGCUCCCUGGAGACCAUUUUGGGCAAAGCGGUGCCUGGCCUGGAGUCCCACCUGGUUGAGAUAGAUGGCGACACGCUCUGCCUGUACGGCUCCGGAGCUCUGGAGUCCCUGGAUCGGAAUUGGAGCCUUCAGACGGCGGGAAACAUCGUGACCAUCGCUUUCAUUUUCAUCGACUUCGACGAAAUCAUCCCAGCGCUCUCAAAACUCAAGAUCAAGUUCCCCAAUUUCCUGCACUUGAAGUUCAAGGAGACCAACCUAAGCACCUUGCAGCAGUUCAACGCCUUGGCUCACCUGCGGCGGCUCGAGCAGUUGACGGUGGAGACUCAGGGAAACCCCGUGGUCAGCUUCACCUUGUGGAAGUUCUACGUCCUCUUCCGGCUGAGCCAUUUUAACCUGCAGAAGAUCAACGGGUCGGAGGUAACUCAGAACGACAUGAUAAUGGCUGAAAGGCUCUUUGGGAUCUUGGCCUACGUGGCAUCUUCCAACGUGCCCUACUACCGCCUGAUCUCGCUGCUGGGAGACUGCAGGAAGAAGCAGCUCUGCUUCCUCUUGGAGGCCAAAGGAAAGAAAUUUGGGACAGCGAGCGACAACGGCAACAACCGGCGGAAGCCUGAAGGGGAAAACAGCACCCGAUCCGUUCUGACGUACAUUUCGGGGGUUUUACAGGUGGAAAAGCAGGAGGAGCUUAAGGAGAAGAAGACCUUCUGCCAGAGCUACAUCCAGCAGCUGGUGAAGGAGGCCGCCGACGUCCACAUGAAGUACGAGUCCUUGCAGAAGCUCUGGCCGCAGAUGUUCGUGGAGCUGGUCCGGGACGCCGUGAUGGAGAUGCACCACAAGGGCUCCCACCGGAGGCACUGCCUGCAGCGCCUGGCCGAAGAGAAACUCUGACCCUACCCGAGCUCCCUUCCUUCCCCUCUCAGUAUUCCGGGGGUUUCCUUGGUCCCCACAAAGACCCCUCCUCCUCCCUCGGAGGGGUCUCUUAUCGUUGCCAUCCUUCCGAGACUCUUCUGAACGCCUUGCCUUGAAAAAGCCUAAUUUUCCUAGCAAAACACUCUCCUUUCCACUUGAGAUGGCUAUUAUUUUUUUUUUUCCUCCUUUCCUAUGUUCUAAUGUACAUGAGCACUGAGAUAUGCAGAUCACAUUAUUAUUAUUAUUAUUAUUAUUAUUAUUAUUAUUAUUAUUAUUUGCUGAGGCCAAAGGAUCCUCACUUUCUUGUACUCCCCCCUCACCACCACUUGUUGCUGGUUUUAUAACUUCGCAUGUUCAGGCCCUCCUUGGAAAGAAAUGAGAGCCAGGGAUUCCUCGUUGGGUCCUGAACAAUGGCUUCUUCUUCUCCUCCUCCUCCUCCUCCUCCUCCUCCUCCUCCUCCU